Spinacia oleracea (spinach) is the source of this 2197-nucleotide messenger RNA. Its product is annotated as MLO-like protein 1. The transcript has 14 exons. Gene Ontology annotation, biological process: defense response. The record is from RefSeq and is a predicted model, not a curated record. Lineage: Eukaryota; Viridiplantae; Streptophyta; Magnoliopsida; Caryophyllales; Amaranthaceae. Gene Ontology annotation, cellular component: membrane. The coding region runs from base 311 to 1810 and encodes 499 amino acids.
AUUACAACAAAGCCCAUAAAACCAAAAGAAAAUGAGGAAAUCUCAAUCACUUUUCACCUGUCCAUUUUCUUGGCAGUUGUUCAUAUUCAUAUUCUUAGACUAAUCCUUAUUAAUUUGUUGAUUAAAAUCCAUAAUCACCGCCAAUUGAAACCAACAAUUUCCAGUUGUAUUGGGUAUAUGCCGCGUUUGGUUGAUUCAUUUGUCCCCACAAUAUUUCCAUCGGCAACAAAUCCCAGAGAUUCUUAAAAACCCAAACAACACUUAUAAAUAGAGAGAGAAAAGUACAGAGGAGAGAGAAAGUGACUGGAAAAUGGCGAGCGGAGAAGAAGGUGAAGAGUUGAGUUUGGAGUUUACACCAACUUGGGUUGUUGCGGUUGUUUGUUUCAUUAUUAUCUUCAUUUCUCUCUUUGUUGAACGUUGCAUUCAUUAUGGUGGCAAGUAUUUGAAGAAGAAAAAUCAGAAGCCCCUUUUUGAGGCAUUGCAGAAAGUUAAAGAAGAAUUGAUGCUUUUAGGGUUUAUAUCCCUAAUGCUGACAGUAUUGCAAGGGGCAAUCUCGAAAAUAUGUAUUUCUGAGAAAUAUGUGAAGCAUAUGCUUCCCUGUAGUCUUAAGGAGAAAGAAUCGGCUGCUUUAUCGACAACCGAGCACUUUGGAAGGUUCCGGCGGUUUCUUUCUGAAGCAGCUGGUUCUCAGUCUGCUUAUUGUGCCAGAAAGCAUAAAGUUCCCUUUUUAUCCGUUGAAGGGCUUCAUCAUCUGCAUAUCUUCAUCUUUGUUUUGGCGGUCGUCCAUGUCACUUUCUCUGUCUUGACUGUCGUUUUUGGGGGAGCAAGAAUACGCCAAUGGAAGCGCUGGGAAGACGCUAUUGCUAAGGAAAAUAAUGAUACAGACCACGCUUCAAACCCCACAAAACCUGCAGUCACCCAUGUCCAUGAUCAUGCCUUCAUUCGUGACCAUUUUAUGGGUGUUGGUGAUAAAUCUUCUAUCUUGCGUUGGAUGCAUUCUUUCAUCAAGCAAUUUUUUGGAGCAGUGACAAAAGCAGAUUACAAGACAUUGCGCAUGGGUUUCAUUAUGACUCAUUGCAAAGGAAAUCUCAAGUUUAAUUUUCACAAGUACAUGAUUCGCGCGCUGGAAGAUGAUUUUAAGCGGGUUGUUGGUAUAAGCUGGUAUCUUUGGGUAUUCGUGAUCAUCUUCUUGUUGCUGAAUGUUGACGGUUGGCAUACGUACUUCUGGAUUGCGUUUAUUCCUUUCAUUCUUCUCCUUGCCGUGGGUACAAAACUGGAGCAUGUAAUCACCGAACUUGCUCAUGAAGUUGCUGAAAAACAUGUUGCCAUAGAAGGAGACCUGGUGGUUAAGCCUUCUGAUGAACAUUUCUGGUUCAGUCGGCCUCAGAUCACCCUAUUCUUGAUCCACUUCAUCCUAUUCCAAAAUGCAUUUGAGAUAGCAUAUUUCUUUUGGAUUUGGGUGCAAUAUGGUUUCGACUCUUGUAUAAUGGGUCAAGUGCGCUAUAUUGUGCCACGGCUCAUCAUAGGUGUUAUCAUCCAGGUUCUGUGUAGUUACAGCACUCUGCCUCUUUAUGCGAUUGUUACCCAGAUGGGAAGCAACUUCAAGAAGGCGAUAUUUGAUGAGCAUGUACAAGCCAACAUCCUAGGAUGGCGAGACAAGGCAAAGAAGAAGAAAGGAUUGAAAGGUUCAGCUAACGGUGGUUCCACAACCGGCGGGACACCCACCGAGGGUUCUACUACGAGAAUUCAGAUGGCGAGACUUGUUCAGAAGACGAAAGAAGGAAAUGAGAUUCAACCAAGUAACACAUGAGAAAAACAACGGUUGUUACUCGUGUUAAAGUAAAUGGUAAAAAAAUCAAUGGUUAAUGAAAAAUGUAAUCUUUUGCAACGCGUAUUUGGAGACGUGGACCGGUAAAUACAUAUUCCGUAUUAUAUUGCGAAAUGAGGUGGUCGUUUUAAUGUGUUUUUAUAGGAUGUAGAAAGUCAAGUAGAACGAAAUUGGUAUAUAUUUAUAGGAGUAUAAUAUAACCACUGCAAUUUUGUAUUCCCUGAUCUUGGUGGAUGAGAGUAGUAUGGUACAUUUCACUACCCUGAAGAAAUUUGCAGUUGUAAAGAGUUGUAUGUUUUCUCCAUUAAAUUCAUGUAUUUGUGCAUGACAAAUUAAAUAGCUAUUAAAUUUCAAAGUUCUUAUCUAAAA